CACGGCUCCAUUGAGAGCGCGGAGCCGGCGGGAGCAGACCGGGAGCGGGACCGGAGCGGACGGGAGGCGAUGAGCUGCGGCGAGCUUUUCCAGGUGUACAGCGCGAGGGCCGUCGCCCCCCCGGCCAUGCCCGUGGACCUGGCCGUGCGGCUCUGCCUGAGCCACUCGCCCCCCAUCCGCAAGCUGCUGAAUUCCUACGAGGAGCUGCGGGGCAACCGGGGGCGCAAACCCCUCCGAUCCUGCCUCAACCAGAAGCCAAGUGCAGAACCCGAGCCCGAGCGGCGAGAUAGCACCAAGAGCUCCAAGGGCCAGAAGAAGAAGAGAGUGGUGUUUGCCGACAUGAAGGGGCUGUCGCUGACGGCUGUCCGCUUCUUCUCAAAGAUUGAGGAGGAUCUCUGUGACUUGCAGCAUGCCCUGUCUGACCUCGCCUGCUUCCGACCUAGGCUGCGGGACUCGCGCCCAGAAGCGUGCAGGUACGUGCUGGACUUCCCACAGCCCUCUGCGGACUACAUGACUUUCCGCAGCCGCCUACACAGCAACCAUGUCUGCCUGGAGAACUGCCUGAUCCAGGACCGUGCCCUGUCAGGGACAGUGAAGGUCAGAAACAUCGAGUAUGAAAAGAAAGUGAUGGUCCGCAUCACCUUCGAUGGCUGGAAGAGCUUCCGGGACAUCUCCUGCCAGUACAUGCACAGCACAUACGGCUCAGCCGACACAGACACCUUCUGUUUUGAGCUUGCCCUGCCCAAGCCAUCUCUAUCCCGCAGGGCCACAGAGUUCUGCAUCUCCUUCCAGUGUGGACAGAAGACCCACUGGGACAACAACCACGGCAGGAACUAUAAGAUCUGCCCCAUGGGCAUGAUCCGCCCUCCCUCCCAUGCCCUGAAGAGUGCCAGUGGGGCGUGGGACCAUCUUGGCACCUCUCGGGCUGCCACCCUGGUCCUUUCUCACCUGCAGACCUGGCGACGCUCAGAGCCCCAGGCUCCUUAUUGGUAGCAAGGCUGUGGGUGAGAGGCAUAGGUCCCUUCCGCAUCCCGGCUGUGGUGCAGGGGGCUUUGGGGAGGGGUCAGCUGCUGAAGACACCGCUCACAUGUGUCUGGCCUGCUGCUGUAUGAGCAGCUGCGAGUCUCCAUCAAAGCUUCUUCCCUGCUGGCUCCUGCCAUAGAGGCUGGAAGCUGCCGCUUGCUCUAACUCCUGCCCGUAGGUUCUUGAGGUGACUGUGACAGUUGGGGAGCAACAGAGGGAGGGCUGUGGACCAUGAGCCGCGUCCGUCUGUGGGCUGCUUCAGGCAGGACUGACAGCUCCUGGUGCUGCCCGAGUGCCUUGUGCGGAGCUGCCGGGGCAGAGCUGGUGCUCCCAGCCUGCGGCAGUGGUGCCAGCAGCAGGGCCCGCUGCUUCCUGCGGCAGGCGCUCCCCGGGCCCCGCUCCCAAGGGGGGGCUCACGGGGGGACACCGAGCGUGCGCGGGCGCCUCCGGGCUUUGGUGCUGUAACGGGGAGUCAAUAAAGUGGCGGCGCUUCGCGA
This is a messenger RNA of Phalacrocorax carbo (great cormorant), 1520 nucleotides long. NCBI's taxonomy places the organism in Eukaryota, Metazoa, Chordata, Aves, Suliformes, Phalacrocoracidae. The record is from RefSeq and is a predicted model, not a curated record.